AUGAAGACAGGUAAAAAUGUAAAAAUAAAAGAAAUGAAUACUAAAAAUAAUGUAAAAAUUGUACAUUAUAUAGAUAAAGUUGGAACUAUAGUUGGAAAAAGAAUAAUUUCCUGUAAUGAUACAGUACCAAUUAUAGAAUUUGAAGAUUGCACUAGGAUAUGGAUAUUUUCAAAAGAAUUAGAAGUCAUAUCCUCAGAAAAAUAUACGGAAUUAUAG
Messenger RNA from Chondrus crispus (carragheen), 216 nucleotides. NCBI's taxonomy places the organism in Eukaryota, Rhodophyta, Florideophyceae, Gigartinales, Gigartinaceae. The record is from the annotation of a RefSeq genome assembly.